AUGGAAGAGGACUUGGACAGCCCCACGGAUGUCUCACCACCACCGAGCCGCCAGAACCCCGAUCCCGCACCGUCACAAAUCCCGAGACCAUUACCUCCGGCCGCGCUACAGAACAAAGAUGGCGGCAUCGGCAUGGCCAUCUCGCGGCCUACGCAAAUCCCCCAAUGGCCGCUGCCCGGACCCAUCCCGUCCCCAUCCCCCGAAGCCGAGCCGUACCGACCUCCCCCAGGAAGGGGACCACCACCGCAACGCCCACCUCGCCCAAAUCGGACGAGAAUCGACGCUGAGCCAAGAUCCCUCGUCCGCACCACUCACCCCGUCAUCGAGACAUACGCAGUCGUCAAUGUCUUCCGUAGGAUCGAUUCCGGAUUUCCCAUUGCCAUCGACCAUUCCUCCCGCUCCGAUCCCGCCACCUCCUCCCGCCGCUCUGCCGAGACGGAGCGUCACCCUCGGACCUCCUCCGUCGUCUCGACGAGGUGA
This is a messenger RNA of Colletotrichum chrysophilum, 480 nucleotides long. RefSeq lists its product as uncharacterized. The transcript is spliced from 2 exons. Bases 1 to 480 code for a protein of 159 amino acids. Lineage: Eukaryota; Fungi; Ascomycota; Sordariomycetes; Glomerellales; Glomerellaceae. The record is from RefSeq and is a predicted model, not a curated record.